Molecule: messenger RNA, 1527 nt
Organism: Aspergillus homomorphus CBS 101889
Lineage: Eukaryota; Fungi; Ascomycota; Eurotiomycetes; Eurotiales; Aspergillaceae
Product: tRNA (adenine-N(1)-)-methyltransferase
Exons: 4
Coding region: 1-1527 (508 amino acids)
Biological process (GO): tRNA methylation
Cellular component (GO): tRNA (m1A) methyltransferase complex
Source: RefSeq, a predicted model, not a curated record
AUGGCGCGUCUGCUGCAAGCGCUGCGCCGGAUCCUGGGAUCGACUCCCUCACCUUCGCCCACAAUUCCAACUCCGUCUGUACCAUCUCAAUCUGUUGUUCCGCGUCGAUUCCCAUCCAUUGAUACCAAUUUCACCUAUUUCCGGGAGGGAGAUAGAGUCUUCAUCCCUGGCAGAACGCCUCUUCUGACAAAACCCCUGCGCAAAGGCGGCCGGACAGAUGCUCGUCGCGGAGGACAGUUGGAGCACGACGAUAUCAUCGGCCGGAGGGUGCGAGAUCUGAUCCCGGCGCGGAAGGGCCCGGCAUACAGACUCUUCCUCCCCACGCUUGAAGACUACGUCGCACUGACGCCUCGCCUGGUGACACCGAUCUACUCCGCAGACGCCAACCUGAUCGUCUCCCUCCUCGACAUCCACGUGGCUCCGUCGUCCGAUCCGGACCAACCGCCCCUGGAGAUCCUCGAAUCCGGCACCGGCCAUGGCUCGUUAACCCUGCACCUCGCUCGCGCCAUUCAAGGCGCCAACUCCGUCCCACCACCCUUCCCCGCCGCCUCCCAAGUCGUCAAUCUCGUCCCGUCCCCCUCUUCCUCCUCUUCCUCCUCACCAACCGCAACACCCCGCUCGAACCCCGAAACAACCACCACAACCGAAACAGAGGCCACGGAAGCCACCACCACCCAAGAAAACUGGGACGCAUGGCGCGCCCAACGCAAAGCAAUAAUCCACACCGUGGACAUCACGCGCAAAACAGCGCGACACGCCGAGACCCUCGUGCGGGGAUUCCGCCGCGGCAUCUACGCCGGCAACGUGGACUUCUCCGCGGGGCCCGUGGAGACCUGGGUCGCGGCGCAGAAGCAACAACGCAGUCGUCGUCACCAUAAUACCCGUACCAGCUUCGUCGGUGAAUCCGAUAGCCAAACGGCUACACCGGCAGAAGCAGUCGAGGGAAAAGAAGGGGAGGUAGAGCCGUUCCUCUCGUACGCGAUCCUCGACAUGCCGUCAGCGCAUCUGCGGAUCCCGCACGUGGCCUCGAUCCUGAAGCGCGACGGCCUCCUCGCUGUGUUCAUGCCCAGCGUCACCCAGAUCGGGGACUGUAUGGAGGUGAUCCGCCGGGAGCGGUUGCCGUUGGUACAGGAGAAGGUGGUGGAGCUGGGUCAGGGGAUCAGUAGUGGGCGGUUGUGGGAUGUGCGGUUCGCGUACCCGAAGGCUAAGGAUCCGCUUGCGGUGGCGGCGGCGUCGGGAGCGGCUUCUGGCGUGGAAGAGGGGGUGGAGGCGCAAGAGGAGGCGGGCGAGGCGGUUGUGUCUGCUGGGGAGGAGGUUGCGGACGGUGGUGAUGCGGCUACUACUGCUUCUUCUACAACUUCCAGCUCGGGAGUGACGGAGGAGAGUCAGGAUCCCGUGCUAGUCUGUCGGCCUAAGGUGGGACUCCGGAUUGUCGGAGGUGGGUUCGUGGGGAUCUGGAGGAGGAUUGAGGGUGCAGGGGAGAAGGUGAAUGCGAAUGCGAAUGCGAAUGUGGAUACUGAUGCUUGA